GUGGUGUUUUGGUUGCAGCAGAUGUGCGAUAAUCAGAGAAAAUAAGAGGAACUAAAAUGCACAAGUCGCGUCUUGAGUCACACACGCCCACAGGAACAAGACGUGGCUGCACUCCUGACACAGACAAGUUACUCAUCGGCUGUUUUGAAUGACAGAGAAAGAUGAUCAAGUUAUUGUUGUUUUAUCUCUUCUGUAAGGCUUCAUCAGCAGAGAAACACUCUCUGCGGUUUAUGACCACCGCAUCUUCGGGACUCUCAGACUUUCCGGAGAUGGAAGUUUCUGUUACGAUUGAUGAUAAUUCAAUCGGAUUUUGUGACGGCAGCAACAAGACACUAAAGAUCAACUAUGACUGGUUGAAGAAAGUUCUUCAUGACGACCCUGAGCUGUCAAAGUGGUUUGAAGGGGAGUGCUUUGAACGUCAGCUGAACGGAAAUAAAGUCAGGCUCUCCAUUUUAAAGGAUAUUUUUAAAAAAACAGAAGGAGUCCAUGUUUUUCAGCUGAUGUCCUCCUGUUACUGGGAUGAGGAGACUCAGAGAGGUGAUGGUGCUAUGCGGUUCGGUUAUAAUGGAGAAGACUUUAUUGCUCUGGAUUUAGAGACUCCGAAAUGGAUUGCUCUACAACCACAAGCCACCCCAAUGAUUCUUGCAUGGGACCUGAAUAAAGUUAGAUUGAUGAAGAACAAAAUGUUUAUUACCCAGGCUUGCCCUGAUUGGCUUAAGAGAUCUUUGAUAAAAGGGAAGAGCAUUCUGCUGAGAACAGAGCAUCCUUCCUUGUCUCUGCUGCAGAAGUCUCCUCCCUCUCCUGUCAGCUGCCACGCUACAGGUUUCUAUCCCAGGAGAGCCCUGAUGUUCUGGAGGAAAGAUGGAGAGGAAAUUCAUGAGAAUGUGGAUCAUGGAGAGAUCCUUCCAAACGAUGAUGGGACCUUCCAGAUGAGGGUUUACCUGAACAUUUCCUCAAUCAGUCCUGAAGACUGGAGGAGGUACGACUGUGUGUUUCAGCUUCAUGACAAAGAAGAAAUUGUUAAACUGGAUAAAGCAGUUAUAAGAACCAACAGAGAGAGGCAUAGUAACAUUACCAUCCCAAUCAUAGCUGCUGUGAUUGCUUUUGUUCUGGUUUCCAUCAUUGCUGCUGCUGGAUAUGUGCUCUAUAAAAGGAACAGAGCUGACGAGACUCGCUUUGAACUGAUUUCAGAGACCUGAUGAACAAUCCAUUGCCUGGUGUUUGAAUUAAUUAUAAAUUCUUUCUAUGAAAUGUUGAUUUUUUUAAUACUACAUCACAUUAGAAGGAAUUAACCCACCUUGUAUUAAGUGAAACCAAAUUUCUAUCUUUGCCAAAAGCUGUUUAUCGAACCAUAGAUCCAGUUCAAGUCAAACUUGUUUAAUCUACUGACGGUUUCAGUUCAGAGCAGAUGAAACUAAUCACAUGAAGGUGACUGUUAAAGAAUUUAUGCAGAGUUAAAUCACUUUUCAUAAACUAAAACACCGUAGAGUUGCUGUUGAAGGGAGAAAACAAAAGCCUUUGUCUUAGGGCUUGGUGAUAUAGAAAAAAAAAACGUAUUGAUAAAAUAAAACUCAUAUUGAUCGAUAUCGAUUAUUAUCAACAAA
Messenger RNA from Fundulus heteroclitus (mummichog), 1604 nucleotides. Its product is annotated as major histocompatibility complex class I-related gene protein. Lineage: Eukaryota; Metazoa; Chordata; Actinopteri; Cyprinodontiformes; Fundulidae. Gene Ontology annotation, biological process: immune response. The coding region runs from base 162 to 1199 and encodes 345 amino acids. The transcript is spliced from 6 exons. Gene Ontology annotation, cellular component: external side of plasma membrane. The record is from RefSeq and is a predicted model, not a curated record.